Molecule: messenger RNA, 1737 nt
Organism: Charadrius vociferus (killdeer)
Lineage: Eukaryota; Metazoa; Chordata; Aves; Charadriiformes; Charadriidae
Gene: CCNI
Product: cyclin I
Exons: 6
Coding region: 48-1202 (384 amino acids)
Biological process (GO): mitotic cell cycle phase transition; regulation of cyclin-dependent protein serine/threonine kinase activity
Cellular component (GO): cytoplasm; cyclin-dependent protein kinase holoenzyme complex; nucleus
Molecular function (GO): cyclin-dependent protein serine/threonine kinase regulator activity
Source: RefSeq, a predicted model, not a curated record
GCAGGUAGCUGUAUCCAGCUGGGUGGCAGGUGGAUCCAAGGGUUACCAUGAAGUUUUCAGGACCCCUGGAGAGCCAGAGGUUGUCUCUCCUUCUGGAGACGGCAAUCUCUAGGGAAGCUCAAAUGUGGAAAGCACAUGUGCCGAAAAUUCAGCCCAAUCAGGAUGUAGCCAUUUCUCCAAAGCAGAGGGAUGAGGUCAUUCAGUGGCUGGCCAAGCUCAAAUACCAGUUCCACCUUUAUCCAGAAACGCUCGCCCUGGCCAUCAGCCUUUUGGACAGGUUUUUAGCUACAGUAAAGGCCCGUCCAAAGUACUUGAACUGUAUUGCAAUCAGCUGCUUCUUCCUCGCUGCAAAGACCAUUGAGGAAGAUGAGAGGAUUCCAGUACUGAAGGUAUUGGCUCGGGAUAGCUUUUGUGGUUGUUCUCCAGCUGAAAUUCGCAGAAUGGAGAAGAUUAUCCUGGAUAAACUGAACUGGGAUCUUCACAUGGCAACGCCACUGGAUUUCCUUCAUAUUUUCCACGCAGUUGCGGUGUCCAACAGGCCUCAGCUACUGACCAUCCUGCCCAAGCUGAGUCCCUCUCAGCACGUGGCGGCGCUCACCAAGCAGCUGCUGCACUGCAUGGCCUGUUACCAGCUGCUGCAGUUCAAGGGUUCCAUGCUGGCGCUGGCCAUCGUCAGCCUGGAGCUGGAGAAGCUGCUCCCCGACUGGCUGGCUCUCAUCAUCGAGCUGCUCCAGAAGGCACAGAUGGAUAGCUCGCAGCUGAUCCACUGCCGGGAGCUUGUGGCACAUCACCUUUCCACUCCGCAGUCUUCUCUGCCGCCCAAUUCUGUAUAUGUCUACAGUCCCCUCCAGCAUACCCUGGUGACCUGUAACAGAGGAGUGUUCAAAUGCCAGCCCUCCUCUGUCCCAGGGCCAGGUUUCUCCAAGGACAACGGCAGGCCAGAAGUGCCAGUCACAGGUACAGCCGCGCUCUACCAGCGUCUGCCAGCUCCCAGCGGUUGCAAGCAAGCCUCUGCCAAGCGUAAAGUGGAAGAGAUGGAAGUGGAUGACUUCUACGAUGGAAUCAAGCGUCUCUACAACGAAGACAUUGCUCCAGAGGUAGUGGCUCUUGAAAACAUGGGCUCUGUCUGUGGCGCUGACGUCUCGAGGCAGGAGGGCAACGUUUCCCCUUGUCCGCCUUUACAGCCGGUGUCUGUCAUGUAGCUGUGAGCGCACACCACGUGCUCCGGCAUAGCUACUCCAGAAACCACGCGGAACCUGGCACCCCGUGUUCUCAGUGGGGGAGAAGGGGCCAUACCUUGUCAGGCUGAACUGAAGGGAGCCAAAAAAAAACCAGAAAAAAAAAAUCCCAACCCUUUUUUGAAUUUUUUUCCUUGUGCGGCUAAUUAUAGUUCCACUAUUUAAGCACUUAAAAACACAAAAAAGUAUAAAAAUCUAAAAAAAGACCCAAAAACCCAACAAAAAAAGUAGCAAAAUAUUGUUUCUUUCUAGUGUUGUCAGUUCCACUGUUUUUCUGCUCCUGUGUAUUGUAACCCAUCCUCCAUGUCCAAGAGCUCACAUCAGUCGUGCAGAGUUGUUCCAGGUUUCCCAGCCAACUAACACCUCUCCGAUCCGAUUUCCAUCUGCUCCUUGCUCUCUUUCUGCUUGCUCCUCUUUUAAUUCUCAGCAAGUCUUGUGCAUGAUGUUCUGUACUACCCGACCUUCAUGACAGCUUUCUUUUUCCUUUCUAAAGAAAAAG